GGGGUCGGUAAAUAGUGGUGACGUCAGGCCGCCGCCAAGAUGGCGGAGGGGGAGGACGCGGGCUGGUGGCGGAGCUGGCUGCAGCAGAGCUACCAGGCCGUCAAGGAGAAGUCGACAGAAGCUUUGGAGUUCAUGAAACGGGACCUGGCCGAGUUCACCCAAGUAGUGCAGCAUGAUACAGCCUGCACUAUUGCUGCUACGGCCAGUGUGGUCAAGGACAAACUGGCAAAGACAGAAGGUUCCUCAGGUGCAACUGAAAAGGUGAGGAAAGGGCUCUCUGACUUCCUGGGUGUCAUCUCGGACACGUUUGCUCCUUCCCCAGAUAAGACCAUUGACUGCGAUGUCAUAACGCUGAUGGCAACACCCACAGGUACCACAGAGCCCUACGACAGCGCUAAGGCUCGUCUCUACAGUCUUCAGUCAGACCCAGCCACCUACUGCAAUGAACCUGAUGGCCCUGCUGAGCUCCUUGAGGCCUGGCUCUCUCAGUUUAACCUAGAGGAGAAGAAAGGGGAGAUCUCAGAGCUGCUGGCAACCAGCCCUUCCAUCCGUGCACUUUACAGCAAGAUGGUCCCUGUGGCUGUUUCUCAUUCUGAAUUCUGGCAGCGCUACUUCUAUAAAGUGCAUCGCCUGGAGCAGGAUGAGGUCCGAAGGGAAGCUCUGAAGCAGAGAGUGGAGCAGAGCAUGCACCGAGAGGAGCCAGGCUGGGAAGAGGACGAAGAGGAGUUUUUGGGAAUGUCACCCCUGCCUUGUGGAAAUGUGAAAUUUCCAGGAGCAGCAGAGAAAGAAUCUGCCCCUGCAGCCCUGGAGGGAAGCCACCCCACCCCUCUCAAGGGAGCUUCAGAAGAAAGCUGGGCUGUCCCCCCUUCUGAUUCAGCCCCAGCAGAGGGGAGCCCUUCUGAGAGCAGUGAGAGCGUCUCCCUUGUGACUCAGAUUGCAAACCCUGUCUCUGUGCCUGCUGCACAGCUACAGACUGGAGUACAACCAGCGGGGACCCAGGACCUCUCCCAAAGGCUGCUGGAGGCCACCUCAGAAGAGCAGGGCUCCCUACCAAAGCCUGCAGAACCUGGCCAUCCUUCUGCAGCUGCCUCGGAGCUGGCAGCAUCCUCAGAGCGGCGAGCUGUCACAGAGCUCAAAGAGGUGGAGAGCAAAGUCCAGAGCAGGACAGAGACUCUGAAAGAGGAAGGACCAACAGAUUUACGAGUCUUCGAGCUGAAUUCAGAUAGUGGGAAAUCCACACCCUCCAACAAUGGCAAGAAAGGCUCCAGCACUGAUAUCAGUGAGGACUGGGAGAAGGACUUUGAUUUGGACAUGACUGAAGAGGAGGUGCAGCUGGCGCUCUCGAAGGUGGAGGUAUCUGGGGAGCUGGAAGAUGAAGAGUGGGAAGACUGGGAGUAAAGCGACUGCUUCCAGUGUGUAUCACAGGCUCAUUUCCACCAUCGAAUGUGAAUUAAAUCACGGACCGGCUAUUCCUUUGUGUGUACUGUGCUGGGGAUUGCAGUUCCAGGCUAGAAGAGUUUCAUCCCUGCUCCAUCCCUGCCUCUGGGCAACUUAAAUGACCUGUUCAGAUCUGGAGGAGGAGGAAGCAGGAGUUCACUUGUACACUUAGCUGCUAGGGAGCCCAUCGUCUCGGUAGAUCCUAGAGACUUGGCAAGGCCAAAACUGACUGCUCUUGACAGUGGGAUGGAGGCAAGUGUGGUGCAGUGAGAGGUCCCUGGGGUAAGCUGGACACUGAGACACCUACCAGGAUUGCUUGGUGCCCCCAGACUGCCAGUUAGCUGAUUGUCUGCUUGUGUGUGUGUGCAUAACCUACCAUACAGCAGUUCAGAGGCUCUUCAAGGCAAGCUGCUCCUGCUUGGUUGCUGCUCUGCACUGCCAAGCCAUCCCUGGAAAAAGCCUCUGAAUGGGGACUGGCCAGGGGCUGGAGAUGCCACAGCUGAAGUAGCUCCUGCCAUUCCACUUGCUGCUGCAAGGAAAGGCAGUUGGCUUGUGGCUUUGGUUCAAAGCUGGGCCCUGCUGUAAGGAGCCAAGCUCCCUGCCAAUUCCUGAGCUUCUGUCUGGCCUGGCUUUUUGUCUUGGAAGGUUUUUCUAAUGGAAACUAUUUCCUGCUGCAAGAACAGCAGCUUUUCUAAGAGCCAAGGGCUGAUGCUUUUCCCUUUGCAGCUAUCUUAGCUGCACUAUUUUCCUCUGCUGGGUUUUGAGUACUUUAGUUAAAUUUUCCAAGCAAAGUACUUGUGGCUUGCAAUUACCUGAGCACUUCAGGCAAGCAGUGAUCUGAGUCACCCUUGUGGUGCCCAGUUCAGCCCCCUGACUGCUUUGACCUCUGCCUUGGCUACAAGGUUCAGCUGAUCCUCUCCUCCUGGGGGCAGGUGAGUGCGGAUGGUACCUGCUGGCUGAGACUGUGUUAAUUUGUCAGACUCUCCCUCAUGUCCCAGCUGCACCAGGCUUCACAUGGCCACUAGAGUUACUAGGCUUGCACACUUGCUGUCCUUCACUUAAACCAUGCUUUCACUGCUUGCAAUGCUUCCUUUGGGCCUGUGGUCUUUAUCCCCACAGCAGUUCCCUCCUAAUGUCAUAAAAUGCUCAUUAAGAGAUGUUGCUAAUAUACAAUCAUCCUAAUGGGAAGGAGCCUGCGCCCCUCUGUCUCACUCUUCAAGCACUGACUUCUAUCCAUGCUACCUUUUGUCAUUCUGCCUCUUUGAAGGCUGCUUAAUUGGAGUUAUGGGUUUUCUUCCGUUUCUGGAUAGCAUUAACCUAGGGAUACUUGGAGAGUUAUUUUUCCUUUGGGGAGGUUCUUAAAUGCAGCUGCCUGCAUAGGUGGGUGGUUGUUACAGGUGACUUCAGGCCCGUACAUGAGAGCUUGUUGGUACUGCCACAGCCACAAAGUCCAGGGAUUGUGCUGCAGCACAGCUCCUGCUUCAUGGUGUCAAAGGGGUCUGGCAGAGCCUCUGAGCAGAGCUGCAGCCUUGCCCUAUCCUGGGCUCUGACACAGCCUGAGGAGGCAGCUGUGUUGUUGCUGUACAGAGGCAGGAGCCAAGUUUAGCUACAGCAGGAAACCUGUUGUAGUUUGAUGCCCUGAUUCUGAUGGGGCUGUUUCUGCUGAAGGGCUGCGUGGUGCUGCUGGGGCAGGGGCUGCCAGGCUGUGGGGUGUGAGGCUGAGUCCUGUCUGCACCUGUGGGCCUGCAGCAGAGCUGCUGAAGGUGCAGUGCUCUCAUCUUUUAUUUUAUUUUUUUCCUUCAGUCAAAUUAACUGGUUGUCUGUGCAAUAUUCUGUGUUCUGAACUAUUCCACAUCUCCCCGAGCCUUUUCUAGCUGGGGCAAAAACCAGAAACAAUUCUAAAAGCUAGUAGUUUUGUAAUGAUGACUUUCUCCAAACCUUUUACAGACUUGCAGUUAACAGCAAUUAAAGGAAUUCUACAGAGUCA
This is a messenger RNA of Rhea pennata, 3424 nucleotides long. It is a transcript of the gene BSDC1, whose product is annotated as BSD domain containing 1. The transcript has 11 exons. The record is from RefSeq and is a predicted model, not a curated record. NCBI's taxonomy places the organism in Eukaryota, Metazoa, Chordata, Aves, Rheiformes, Rheidae. The coding region runs from base 40 to 1398 and encodes 452 amino acids. Gene Ontology annotation, cellular component: cytoplasm.